UCGGAGAGACCUUUGUGGGCGAUCAGAAUAUUAACCCUUAUUAUUUAGUGAUAGUGAAGUGACAAAUGGACUCGUUACUUCAAUACAGUGAACUGUCGGAGCGUCUAAGCUCGCAGUUACCGGAGUUGACUUACCACGAUGAUAACAAUAAUAAUGAUUUUGAAGGUACGUCUCCCGCAAAGGGCGAUAAAUAUUCCCUUAGACCCAGGUCUUUGAGACGGAUGACUGAAACUGCUAAAGAAUCACUAGGCGAAAUUACCCAAAGGCAAAGUAAAUCGCAUAAACCUAAACAGAAAGCUGCGCCUUUAAGCAAAUAUAGAAGAAAAACCGCCAACGCCAGGGAAAGAAAUCGUAUGAGAGAGAUAAAUCAAGCCUUCGAAACUCUAAGAAGGAUUAUUCCACAUAUGCAGGCUACUCAGUUGGCUGCUGGUAAUAAUGAAAAAUUAACUAAAAUUACUACGCUUCGCUUAGCUAUGAAAUACAUCUCGACUUUAAGUGCAGCGUUAAACGGCAGCAGUGAAUUAGAAUCGCUGUCAGAUUACAGUGACUUCGAUUGUUUAUUUUUGGAAUCUGACGGUGAAUCGAUAUCAGACCACUCUGGUUCGUUGCUGACUUCUCCCGAUUUUCCCGAACCGUCGUUGUCACCUGUAGAUUUUAGUGAUCCUUCCUUACCUGCGCUUCUACACACCGACUUUACAGAACACUCCUUAGAACCUGCUGAUUUUAGUGAUUUUUUGUUAACGUAA
Psylliodes chrysocephalus is the source of this 746-nucleotide messenger RNA. The record is from the annotation of a GenBank genome assembly. NCBI's taxonomy places the organism in Eukaryota, Metazoa, Arthropoda, Insecta, Coleoptera, Chrysomelidae.